AUGAUUGUGAGGAGCAUUGCCGCCCGCACUGGCUCCUGGGCACUCGCCCGUUGCCAGUCCCGCCCGUUGCGCCGCUUCCUCUCUACCGACAUCGCCGCCAUCGAGGCUUCGACCGACAACAGCCUGAAGCAGGUCCAGUCGCUCGAGGCCCAGCUCAACACCCACCUCCACCAGCCGCUGCGCUCAAUUGACCCCGAGUCCCCGCCCCGCGACCAUGUGGCCGCGCAGUACCACCUGUACAAGCAGCAAGCCAAGAUGCUGGGAAAGCUGGGAUCCGACAUUGCCCCGCACUACCGCCCACACACGCUGCUCAACCACCCGCCCUCGCCUGCCGACGUCACCCUCGAGCUGCUGCUCGCCUCCGAAGCCCAUCAAGGUCAUGUCACGUCGCUCUGGAACCCCGCAAAUGCCCGCUACAUACACGGCAUCAGGCAGGGCGUCCACAUCAUCUCGCUUGAAGUCACCGCCGCCCAUCUGCGUCGAUCCGCAAAGGUUGUCCAGGAAGUCGCCCGCCGGGGAGGCAUGAUACUGUUUGUGGGAACCCGUGAUGGCCAAGACAGGGCCGUUGCCAGGGCCGCCGAGCUGGCCAAGGGCUAUCAUUUGUUCGAGCGCUGGAUCCCUGGUAGCAUCACAAACGGCCAGCAGAUCCUCGGCAGGUGCAAGACAAAGGUCGUCAACGAGCUGGAUGAGGAGGUCAAGGGCUUUGACGAGCAACUCUACGACCGGCCCGCCCUUCGCCCGGAUCUUGUCGUGUGCUUGAACCCAUUGGAAAACUAUGUCCUGCUCCACGAAUGCGCCCUGAACAACAUCCCAACCAUUGGCGUCAUUGACACCAAUGCCGACCCCACUUGGGUUACCUACCCCAUCCCGGCCAACGACGACAGUCUGCGCUGCAUCCAAGUUAUCGCCGGUGUGCUAGGUCGGGCCGGAGAGGCUGGCCAAAAGCAACGUCUCGCCGCCGCUGCCGAGGGCAAAAUUACCUACCGUCCCGCACAGGGACUCACGCUAGCCGGAGCAGACGCCGACAGCGACAAGUCAGGUGCCUCGACUUUGCGAAUGGGCGAAGCCGCUCCCGGAGGGGAUGUCGCCGAAGCAGUCCAGAGCGGACUCGACAACGCAAAUGAAAUGGCUGUGCAAAUGGACGAGGUCAGCAGCCAUGAAAGCCACCGAACAAGGGGUGGCCGGGACAUCAAAGUCGUUUCGUAG
Molecule: messenger RNA, 1206 nt
Organism: Bipolaris sorokiniana ND90Pr
Lineage: Eukaryota; Fungi; Ascomycota; Dothideomycetes; Pleosporales; Pleosporaceae
Exons: 4
Coding region: 1-1206 (401 amino acids)
Biological process (GO): translation
Cellular component (GO): ribosome; mitochondrial small ribosomal subunit
Molecular function (GO): structural constituent of ribosome
Source: RefSeq, a predicted model, not a curated record